AUGAAAGAUGCUAUUGUUAAUGAACAAUACAAUCGAUUAUUUUUAUUUUAUGAUCAUGCUAAAAACAUUAUUAAACAAAAAAUGGAUCAAGCACCUUCUUACGGUGCCAACAAUCGUCCUCUUAUUGUAGUAAACAAAGCUGCCGUUAAAGCAGCUGAAGUACUAUAUGAAUAUUCAUCUAGAACUACUGCUUUAUUAUUUGAUGAUAUAGAAGCCAUCAAAAUUGAGAACGAUUCAACAAACAUUUCCAAUAAUUUAUCAACAAAAAAGUCGUUUUUUGAAGAAGAAUCAAUUUUAUUAAUCAUGGCAUCGCCUAUUUUGUCAAAAGCAUGGUUUAGCAAUGUUUUAACUGGUUUACCAUAUACUGUUCAAAAUGGUAUUGGGGAUAAAAGACAUCUUGUUGGUGCACGAAAAGAAACACUCAUGAAAACACCACCAUGUAUUAUUCGAACUGAUAAAGAUAAAUUAGCAGCACUUGAAUCAAUAAAUAUAAAUAUUGAUGAAUAUGAACAUAUUUAUAUGAAUUCUCCAUUACCAACAAAUAUGCUAUUAACUGAUGAAACAAUCAAAUUGAUUCUUUCUGAUAAUGCAUAUAUUCCAGUUCUUCAUUUAUUUAACGAUAUUCGUAUCGAACAAGAAAUGGAACGUCGAAUAGCAGCUCAUGUGGUUCAACAUGAAUUUUUUAAAGGAAAAAAACAAUACUGUAUCAUUUCAUCGUCUCAACGUGUUAAUAAUGAUGGCACCGAUAUUCAAAACAAUUUCGAAUUUGAUCUUGAUUUAUUAUCCAUCAAUAAUAACAACUUAUCAACAUCUGAUGUAUCAAUUCUUCCAAUUAAUAACUUAGCGUCAUCAACAUCAUCAUCACCAUCUCAUAUUGGAAACUCUUCUUUAUUUUCUUCAUUAUGUACAUCAAAUUCGACAACAAGUUUAUCUAACAGUAUUUUACCAAAUCAAAAUAAUCAAGAUAAUAUGUCUCUUGAACAAGAACUGCAUCAAAUUCAAGCAAAUAUUUUACAAGAUUAUUUUUAUUCACGAACUCUUAAUGAAAAGAAUGUCGUUAGUAAUAUGUGCAAUGAAAAUAUAUUAGGUACACAAGUACUUGAUCCUGUUAAUACAUCUGUUAUUAAAAAUAAUGAAUUACGUGUGCCAACAUCUAAUACAGUUCAUGUAGAAAAACAAACAAAAAUUCAAGAUAAAAAUCAAUCUGAAUUAAACUCAGGCAAUGAUCUGAUGGAAGUAAUAAAUACUAAUUCGACACAAUCAUUUGAACCGAUACCUGAUGUGGUGCAAAAUAAUAACUAUUCAUUUAAACGUUUAUUGUAUGAAGAAAGUGAAAGUCCCCGAAAAAAACUACAAAAAAAUAACAUCAAUAAGAAUGAAGAUGGUAAACGAACAACUUCACCUAUCGAACAUACAUUUAAUACAAUACAACCAUUUUCAUCUUCUCCAAUAAAUACAAACUCAACAAUUACUAUCGGUUUUACUCAUACUAAUGAAUAUCGUGUCAAUCAAUUUAGUUCUAUUGAUAUUGAUACAAAUUUGGAGCAAAAUAAUAGCACUACUUCGACACAAUCAUCCACAGGUAUGGACAUUAAUAAAGAUUAUAAUGAUGUUGCUGCACCAUUUAUUGAUAAUAUGUUGAUAGACAAUGCGCAUAGUAUGAUUAAUUCAAGUAUAUGUCAAAGUGAAAUGCUUAUGUUAAGUGAUAAUAUUCAAUUGAAUAUGCUUGAUCCAACUACUUCAAAUAUUAUUAGAAGCGAUGUUAAUAUGUCAAACUCUAUGUCGAUAACUGAUUAUCAACAUCAUGACGUAAAUAAAUCCUUUUUGGUCUAUAAAAAUAUAAAUCGUCAAGGAGACACGGAGUCAUCCUCUUUUGAUACAACAUCAUCAUCUUCAAAUAAUUUUGUAAACAUUGAUUCAGAAGGUGAUCAACACAACCUUAAUCUUAAUGUUGAUAAAUCAUUAAUUAAUAGUGAUCAAAAUAAUUAUUAUCCAUCAACCGAAAAAGACAAUGAUAAAAUUUUGUCUCAAAUUUACAAAAAAUUGAUCUUAUCUGAUGCAAUAGUUAUGUCGAAGAGCGACGUAUAUGCAAAAUUGAAACAUGUCCCCACAUCGCCAAGAAUUCGAGAACAAGCGAUUAAUAACUUAGUGAAGGAUAAAUUACUUGUUGUAGGUGAUUGGUUUAGUUCAAAGAAUACGAAAGGUAUUAUAUAUUCAACCGGUUAUCUCAAAGGUUACCCAGAAAACGAUGCACAAAAUCAAAUACAAUUUGCUAAUACGUUAGCAAAAUAUGCUAUAGAUUUUUUUGAUUUUGAACAGUCCUUCAGAAAAGAUGAAGUUGUUGGGAUUCCACGUACACUUGGUGCAUCCGAUAUUAAACAAUCAAAAUGGCUGUAUUCACAAGCUUUAA
Messenger RNA from Adineta steineri, 2410 nucleotides. NCBI's taxonomy places the organism in Eukaryota, Metazoa, Rotifera, Eurotatoria, Adinetida, Adinetidae. The record is from the annotation of a GenBank genome assembly.